AUGCCUGUAUGUGCUGAUUUUGGUUUGUGUUCGUCAAGCCCAUGUAAAAAUGGAGGAACUUGUACAGACCUGCCUGGUGGAUAUUCUUGUGCCUGUGCAGAAGGCUGGAAGGGUAAAACCUGUGAAGAGACAAAGACUUGUAAGACCAGUCUAUGGGACGAAUGUGGGUGUUCUUUGGGAGAGUGGAAAGAGUGGGUUGAUUGUAGUGAGUCGUGUAACGGUUACACAUACAGGUUAAGAUCAAUCUGGCUUUACCAAAACAAAGAAGGAUGUCCAUUCGUAUUUGAAACUUGUGCACCUACAGAAUGUGGAUAUGAACUUGAUUUUUGUAACACAGACUCAUGUCAGAAUGGUGGACUGACAACAUACCAGCAAUGUUUGUGUACAGGGGGACACACAGGCCAAUGUUGUGAUGAAGAUGUGACUUGUCCAGAUCCUACUCCAGCCAAUGGAUUUGUUUCAGAAAGUCUGACAGAUUAUGGUUCCUGUGUAGAUUUUGGGUGUGACAAAGGUUUCAAACUAGAUGGGUCAUCCCAUAGCUGUUGUCAUGCUGAUGGUAAAUGGUCUGGUGAAAGACAGUGUGUUGGAAUUGUAUGUCCAGCUUUUGAUGUGGUCAAUGGAGCCAUAUCUGUAACUGAUGGAGUCAAUUACGGAAGUACAGCUACUAUUACAUGUAACACUGGAUACAAUUUGAAUGGAGCAGGUACAGCAACUUGUGAGGAUGGAGGUGUAUGGUCUGCUCCUAAACCUGUCUGUGAAAGAAUUGUAUGUCCAGCUUUUGAUGUGGUCAAUGGGGCAGUAUCUGUAACUGAUGGAGUCAAUUACGGAAGUACAGCUACUAUUACAUGUAACAUAGGAUACAAUUUGAAUGGAGCUGGUACAGCAACUUGUGGGGAUGCUGGCUCUUGGUCUGCUCCUAAACCUGUCUGUGAAAUUGUUACCUGUCCAAAGCAUACUAUUGACCAUGGAACUGUUACUGGCACUGCUGCCACAUAUGGACAUGACAUUAGUUAUAAAUGUGAUGAUGGAUUCCAGCUGGUAGGUGAUCACAUUAGAAAAUGUGGUGCUGAUGGUCUGUGGACUGGAGAAGAAGCUACCUGUCAAGACAUUGAUGAGUGUGCCACUAAGCCAUGUCAGAAUGGAGCCCAGUGUAAUGACCAGAUCAAUGGAUACACUUGUACAUGUGUUGAUGGCUUUGCAGGUGUACACUGUGAAGAAAAUAUCAAUGAAUGUGCUCCUGCACCAUGUAAGAAUGGAGCUACCUGUAAUGACCAAGUGAAUGGAUAUACCUGUACUUGUGUUGUUGGUUAUACAGGGACACUGUGUGAAGCUGAGAUACCAUGUAACCCACUGGACGUAGUGCCUCAUGUCACAGUCCUCACAAGUGGUGUAGAGGUUGGAGAGUCCGUAACAUAUGCCUGUGAACAUGGUUUCCAGUUGACAGCAGGAAACUUGAUGAGAACCUGUCAGCUAGCACCCUCCUGGAGUGGAAUGGCUCCAGUAUGUUCUAUGAUACCAUGUGCCGAUCCCAAUGCCAUCCUCAAUGGAAAAUUCACCAAGUUAGACUCUCCAGUAAUGCCAGGAAGUCAAGUUACAUAUACAUGUGAUGUUGGUUAUCAGCUUGAGAAUGGCCAUUCAACUAUGUCUUGUGAAGUGGGAGGUCUCUAUACUGGUGCCCUGCCUGUUUGUGCUGAUAUUGACUUUUGUAUUGGUGUGAGUUGUAACAAUGGAGGCACAUGUCAUGAUCAGCUGACAGACUUUGUUUGUGAUUGCACUGGAAACUACUAUGGCAAGCUUUGUCAGAACUUGGAUGGUGGAUGGACAGAGUAUUCUGAUUGGUCUGUAUGUUCCACCACAUGUGGAGAAGGAAUACAGAUUGCCACACGUACCUGUACUAAUCCUCAACCAGAGGAGGGUGGAGAGGAUUGUAUUGGAGAUGCCCAGUCGAAGAAAGAAUGUAAACUAACUGAAUGUACCUUGCCACCAAAGACAGAUGAAGGUUUUGUACAAGAUUUCUUAGUUCACUGA
Mytilus californianus (California mussel) is the source of this 2028-nucleotide messenger RNA. Its product is annotated as fibropellin-1-like. Gene Ontology annotation, molecular function: calcium ion binding. The record is from RefSeq and is a predicted model, not a curated record. Bases 1 to 2028 code for a protein of 675 amino acids. Gene Ontology annotation, biological process: axon guidance. The transcript has 14 exons. NCBI's taxonomy places the organism in Eukaryota, Metazoa, Mollusca, Bivalvia, Mytilida, Mytilidae.